Messenger RNA from Triticum dicoccoides, 1021 nucleotides. RefSeq names its product mitotic-spindle organizing protein 1B-like. The transcript is spliced from 3 exons. NCBI's taxonomy places the organism in Eukaryota, Viridiplantae, Streptophyta, Magnoliopsida, Poales, Poaceae. Gene Ontology annotation, biological process: gamma-tubulin complex localization; mitotic spindle assembly; microtubule nucleation by interphase microtubule organizing center. The coding region runs from base 405 to 692 and encodes 95 amino acids. The record is from RefSeq and is a predicted model, not a curated record. Gene Ontology annotation, cellular component: gamma-tubulin ring complex; spindle; interphase microtubule organizing center.
GCUCCCUCUCCGGCUCCCCCGAUCUGAAGUCGCCGCCAGCCGCCAGCCGCCUCCCGCCUGCCUCCGGGGUCCGUGCCUCGCCACCCACUCGCCGUCGCCGCCUCCCCUUGUCUCCGUGCCCCGCCUCCGCCCCCGCCGCGCUCUUCCUCACGCGCUGCUUCCGCGCCCGCGCGCUCCACCGCACCCACCCGCCCGGUCCUGUUCGGCGGUCCGGCGGUGUGCAGGCGUGACCGCGCGUUCCGUGCACCCUGCCCUGCACUACAGCAAGCAGCCAGCCUGCGGCCACCAGCUACCACCCGGCCCUCCCUCCGCCCCACGACUAAACACAGCACACAGGUGGACCACCCUUUUUAAAAUUCCUACUUAGAUCCAGCUACCGGAGAGCGGAACCGUGCCUGCCCAAGAUGGGAAUGGAGGAGUCGGCGGGGGGCGCCGCGAGGCAGGCCAAGGAGUCGCUGGAGCUGGCGUUCCAGAUGUCCCAGAUCCUCGACACCGGCCUCGACCGCCACACCCUCUCGCUGCUCAUGGCGCUCUGCGACCGCGGCGCCAACCCGGAGGCCCUCGCCGCCCUCGUCCGCGAGCUCUCCUCCACCGCUCCCCCGGCCCCCGCCACCCCCACCGCGCCCGCCUCCAACGUCGUGGCGGCCCCGACCGCUCCCUCGCUGUUCCCCUCCGGCUUUCGCCAGCUCUAGGCUACUAGGCAGGUACUGAAGACUGGAUGCAACUGACAUUCUCGAUUCGAAGUCGGACCAAAUCCGAUACUUGGCUUGCUGGAAGGGCCGGAUGAGCUUUGGUCAGGAGGAAACAAAUCUUGCUCUGGAAUGCACUCACGAUGCUGUUUCCACAAGAAAAAGUUGUGGCUCAUUGAGUUCCUGUAAAUUGGCAUCUUUCUUUGCUUGACUUGGACACCACUGUAGUAAUCAUGAUGGCCACUACCUCUUCAUCCAUGGUCAGUCUUAUACUCCCAUCGCUGUAUGCAUCAGCUGGACAUCUGGUGUUGUAUCGAUUAUUCUCUCGUUGA